CCCACCCAACCAAACUCCGAGCUCUCUUCUAUCAACAUCAUCCAACGAUUUGCCAUCGCGAUUUGUGUGUUGCUACACAGUGUGCGUGCUGCUGCUGAAGAGUGUGAAUAUUGUUAUAGAAUAGUAUAAUUGAGGAGGAUCUAGAGAUGUCGAGUUUAUGCCUGAAUCGAUUGCAGGAGGAGAGAAAACAAUGGCGGAAAGACCACCCCUUCGGCUUCUUUGCCAAACCCAACAAAUCCCCCGACGGCAGCCUCGACCUCAUGAACUGGUCCGUCGGCAUCCCAGGCAAAAAAGGCACCCUCUGGGAAGGCGGCACCUACACCCUCACCAUCUCCUUUCCCGAAGAAUACCCGACCAAGCCGCCAAAGUGCAAGUUCGCGCCGAAUUUCUGGCAUCCGAAUGUGUAUCCGUCUGGGACGGUGUGCUUGUCGAUCUUGAAUGAGGACGAGGGGUGGAAGCCUGCGAUUACGAUUAAGCAGAUUUUGCUGGGGAUUCAGGAUCUGCUUAAUGAUCCGAACCCGGACUCGCCCGCGCAGGCGGACGCGUUUAACGCAUUCAAGAGAGACAGAGCGCUUUACGACCGGAGGGUUCGCUCCCAAUCAAAGGAAUACGCGACACAAUGAUCAAUAUCCGGCGAUAGCGAGCAGUCUUUUGUUUGUUGAGUAGUGGCAUGUACUUUUAGCUCUUUCUUUACUCUAGUUUUCUUUACUUUUGUUUUCUUUACUUUUGUUUGUUGUCGGUGCAGUUUAAUACAAUUUGUUUUUUUUCGACAUCUGUUCAUUUUCGACCUCCAUUUGCGACUACUGAGAUAGUGCCUUCUGCUCCGCUUCAGAUAUACGACAUCAUCAACGUUUCAAAAAAGUGUACUGUGAUCGUCACUGCG
Messenger RNA from Myxozyma melibiosi, 883 nucleotides. RefSeq names its product SUMO conjugating enzyme Hus5. Gene Ontology annotation, cellular component: nucleus. Gene Ontology annotation, biological process: protein sumoylation. Bases 147 to 623 code for a protein of 158 amino acids. NCBI's taxonomy places the organism in Eukaryota, Fungi, Ascomycota, Lipomycetes, Lipomycetales, Lipomycetaceae. The transcript is spliced from 3 exons. Gene Ontology annotation, molecular function: SUMO conjugating enzyme activity. The record is from RefSeq and is a predicted model, not a curated record.